Halichondria panicea is the source of this 1772-nucleotide messenger RNA. Its product is annotated as 26S proteasome non-ATPase regulatory subunit 5-like. The record is from RefSeq and is a predicted model, not a curated record. Gene Ontology annotation, biological process: proteasome assembly. Bases 27 to 1538 code for a protein of 503 amino acids. The transcript is spliced from 2 exons. Gene Ontology annotation, cellular component: cytosol. NCBI's taxonomy places the organism in Eukaryota, Metazoa, Porifera, Demospongiae, Suberitida, Halichondriidae.
CCAUGCUGACGUGACUGGAUGCAAGCAUGGCUGGGCUGGAGGACAUCUCAAGCUCACUUCAACAAGGAGAGAAUGUCACUGUUGCUCUGAGGGACCUCAAUAUUCUCCUGGAGGCCAAUGAUACACCACUAUAUAUUCAAACUGUGCUUGCUAGUGUGCCUCUAACACUUGUAUUUGGCUACUUGCAAUCAGGACCACCUGCGCAGAUCGGACUGGCGUGUAAUGUGCUAGAAAAGUUGCUAUCGAAAAUGCCGGCGACAGAGCUGGUGAAAAUCUCCACUUACAUCGAACUCGGUUUGCAAUUCACGGAUCCUGCGAUUAAACGAGCGUGUCUUGUUGCCCUCGAUGCUAACUGCAACAAAAUCACCCCCACCAUUACGGCCCCUACAAUGUUUCAUCUCAUCACUCAAAUAUUAGGCGAUGAGAGCCUGGAAUGUGCUAAACUAGCCUCCAAAAUCCUCCUACAAUUUCUCUCUCAUCCUGCGCAACUGCCGACCCCAGUUAAAGACGCACUCAUGAUCGAUCUCUCUGGAAUAAUGCUGGUCAGCUCAACUGUUCGUUAUAGAGUAUACGAACUUGGUGUAAUGGCUAUAGUGAAUGGAAACUCUGAAUCUUUUGAGCUCAUCUCUGCCAGUGGUUUGCUCACGGGGCUGUUGAAGGAGCUAGAGCACAACGACAUCCUCGCUCAGUUAAACUGUGUUGAAUUGUUGCUGGAGUUGUUGGAAUGUCCGGAGGGGGUCUCAUUUCUGGAAGGACAGGGAGUCAUGGAGAAGCUGCACACUUUGUUGAUAAAGGCACAGCAGGACCCGUUUGGUGAGGCCAUCUUACCAGGUCUAAUCAAGUUCUUUGGUCAUGUUGCCAUGUCCAGUACAGAUGUCCUCUCUCUGGUCCGAGGGUACCCUCACUUUCUCCCCCUUGUACUACAGGCCCUGCCCACCCCCCACGACUCCACUCUGUGGGGUAUCGCUGUCGAUACGUUUGCACUACUGGCGUCAAAGCCCAACAGUCGGGUAGUCCUUCUGGAGCAGUCUGCAAAUACCAAAGAAUGUAUCAAAGCACUCGGGAGCUUCAUUAUAAACGGGCCGACAGAAGUACGCAUUCGAUCGCUUGAAGCUGUGUCUCAGAUACUAUCAUGCCCUGAGCAAGUUGACUCUGAGGAGAGUGUUGGUUGGAAAUGGUUCUCUAUGUUAGGGCCGAAACUAUUCUCUGCUUUAAUGUCACUCGUUAAACAACCGUUCCCAGUAAUUCGUCACAGUGCCCUGAAGGUCUUCCUAGCCAUGGCCGAUCAUGAGUGGGGUCAGAAGAUAAUGAAUUCUAAUGGCGGCUUCCUCGAGUUCUUGUUAGACAGGAGUACGGAAUCAGACAAGUUAGGACGAGAGUUGAAGUACGAGAUUGUGUGUGUAAUGGCUGCCUCGUCGUGUGCUGAGAGUGUGUGGGGAAAUGUGGAUCUCUUGAAACUAAAGAAAUACGAAAAAGAAGGAGCAUUUUAUGCACUAGCACAAUCAGAGGUCAUCGUAGCCACUGAUGGAUCAGCCUAAUUUGAAUUUAACUGACAUUGUUCGUUUGUACAUGCAUGCUAUACUUGUUAACACAAUGUCUUCUAUCAAGAGUAGUCUUGCUUCUAUAUAAUUAUGUAUAGCCAUUUUAUUAUGACAGCUAGUAUUCGUGUGUUAUCACACAGAGCAGACACUCUUUAUGUGUGAUUGUAAUACUAAAAGUGUCAUUUGAUUCAUUCUUGACAGUGACAAUUAACUGUACUAUUGAUAAAGUUG